This is a messenger RNA of Cadophora gregata, 390 nucleotides long. RefSeq lists its product as uncharacterized. The transcript is spliced from 2 exons. Lineage: Eukaryota; Fungi; Ascomycota; Leotiomycetes; Helotiales; Ploettnerulaceae. The record is from RefSeq and is a predicted model, not a curated record. The coding region runs from base 1 to 390 and encodes 129 amino acids.
AUGAGUGGUUCUGGAGGGUACUAUAAGUAUCGGUGCAAGUACUGGUUGACUUACAAUUGCCCGCAUUGGGUUUGGGUGAAUAACGCACCAUGUGCACAUUGUCUUGCAGACGGUCGUGAUUCUGAAAUGGCUGAAAUGUCAGCUCCGUUCCGCCUCUCACGAGAGGUAUUUGUACCACAAUUCGAAGAUGGCAUGCUUCUUUACACCGUCAUGGAGAUCGUUGCUGGAAGUGAUUGGGAUAGUGGCUGGGCUGUCAAAGAAACGCCAGCCGAGCCAGCCUUCCCCAGCGUCACUGGACCAACUGCAGUUACCAUCUCUGCGAUGGAUGGGGUUGAUACUCAGGAGACUGGAAAGAUCGGAGUCCAAAGUCCGGCUGCAGGAAGAAACUGA